Messenger RNA from Malaclemys terrapin pileata, 3017 nucleotides. RefSeq names its product adenylate cyclase 6 (gene ADCY6). NCBI's taxonomy places the organism in Eukaryota, Metazoa, Chordata, Testudines, Emydidae. Gene Ontology annotation, molecular function: adenylate cyclase activity. The transcript is spliced from 17 exons. Bases 454 to 2919 code for a protein of 821 amino acids. The record is from RefSeq and is a predicted model, not a curated record. Gene Ontology annotation, cellular component: plasma membrane. Gene Ontology annotation, biological process: adenylate cyclase-inhibiting G protein-coupled receptor signaling pathway; cAMP biosynthetic process; adenylate cyclase-activating G protein-coupled receptor signaling pathway.
AAUAUUCCGCGGCCCCCGCAUCCCAUCGCGCCGGAGGGGGGGGGGAGGCGAAAGGGCCCCUGCGCCUUUAAGGCCGCCUGGCUGGCGAGCCCCGCGCGGAGCGCACCGAGCGCCGGGAGCGGAGCGGAGCGAGCUUGUGGAUCCGGGCUAGAGGGCGUUUACCCCGGACAGCGACGGGAGGGCUCGGCCGGCCCGGCCCAGCCCAGCAGCGCCAUGGAGCGAGGCUCGGCCAGCGACUAGCCGGGGCCGGGAGCAGCCCGCGGGGCCGGGAUCGGCCGGGGACAGGCGGCGGCGCAGGACUGGAGGUGCCUGGCCCAGCCUGCCCCGUGCCCGCCCCAUGCCCAGCUGGACGUGAGGUGGAGCCAGGGCACUGCCCUCCUGCCGACUUGUUGGGUUAAAUGCCGGCUCGUCCCGUGCCAGCUCAGUGCUCCUGGCACAGAGCAGCCACCCAGCAUGUCAUGGUUUAGCGGCAUCCUGGUGCCCAAGGUGGACGAGCGGAAGACGGCAUGGGGGGAGCGCAACGGGAAGAAGGGGCAGCGCCCGCGCUCCUCGCUCUGCAGCCCGCGGUACAUGAGCUGCCUGCAGGACCCCGAGCUGGAGCGGGGCACCCACCCGCGGGCCGGCCUGGGCCUGACCUGCUCCUGGCAGGAGGACCACUACAGCAAGAAGGGCCUGGCUGGGGGCGCUGGCGACCUGGGGCUGAAGUCGGUGGACUUGGGCUUUGAGGACGGCGAGGCCAAGGGGCCGAAGGUGGUGGCAGAGGGGGUGGCCAGGCCCGGGGAGCGGCUGUCGGCGGGCGAGUGCUGGCAGCGCCUCCUGCAGGUUUUCCGCUCCAAGCGCUUCCAGUCGGCCAAGCUGGAGCGGCUCUACCAGCGCUACUUCUUCCAGAUGAACCAGAGCAGCCUGACGGUGCUGAUGGGGGUGCUGGUGCUGGUGUGCGGCGUGAUGCUGCUCUUCCACUGCGUGCCCGGCACCCCCCGGGUGCCCUACGCCGCCGCGCUGGCCGUGGCCACCGCCCUCUUCCUGGCACUCAUGGUACUGUGCAGCCGUAGUGCCUUCCCCCAGGACUCCAUGUGGGUGGUGAGCUACCUGGUGCUGGCCGCGCUGGGCGGGGUGCAGGCCCUGGGCACCCUCAUGGCCUCGCCGCGCAGCGCCUCCGAGGGCGUCUGGUGGAGCGUCUUCUUCAUCUACAUCACCUACACCCUGUUGCCCGUCCGCAUGCGGGCCGCCGUGGGGGCGGGCGCCCUGCUCUCUGCCCUGCACCUGCUCAUCACCUGGCACCUCAACGCCAGCGACCCCUUCCUCUGGAAGCAGCUCAGCGCCAACGUCCUGAUCUUCCUCUGCACCAACAUCAUCGGGAUCUGCACCCACUACCCGGCCGAGGUGUCUCAGCGCCAGGCCUUCCAGGAGACCCGCGGCUACAUCCAGGCUCGGCUGCACCUGCAGCGGGAGAACCGGCAGCAGGAGCGCCUCCUGCUGUCGGUGCUGCCCCAGCACGUUGCCAUGGAGAUGAAGGAGGACAUCAACACCAAGAAGGAAGACAUGAUGUUCCACAAGAUCUACAUCCAGAAGCACGACAACGUCAGCAUCCUGUUUGCAGACAUCGAGGGCUUCACCAGCCUGGCCUCCCAGUGCACGGCCCAGGAGCUGGUGAUGACGCUCAACGAGCUGUUUGCGCGCUUCGACAAGCUGGCCUCGGAGAACCACUGUCUGCGGAUCAAGAUCCUCGGUGACUGCUAUUACUGUGUGUCAGGGCUGCCCGAGGCGCGGGGAGACCACGCUCACUGCUGCGUGGAGAUGGGGGUCGACAUGAUCGAAGCCAUCUCGCUGGUGCGCGAGGUGACGGGGGUGAACGUGAACAUGCGGGUGGGCAUCCACAGCGGGCGCGUGCACUGCGGGGUGCUGGGGCUGCGCAAGUGGCAGUUCGACGUCUGGUCCAACGACGUGACCUUGGCCAAUCAGAUGGAAGCCGGAGGCAAAGCUGGGCGCAUCCACAUCACUUGGGCGACGCUGCAGUACCUGAACGGGGACUACGAGGUGGAGCCCGGCCACGGGGGCGAGCGCAAUGCCUACCUCAAGGAGCACAACAUCGAGACCUUCCUCAUCGUGGGCUGCAGCCAGAAGCGCAAGGAGGAGAAGGCCAUCCUGGCCAAGCUGCAGCGGGCGCGGGCCAACUCCACAGAGGGGCUGGUGCCACGCUGGGUGCCCGACCGCACCUUCUCCCGCACCAAGGACUCCAAGGCCUUCCGGCAGAUGGGCAUCGAGGACACCAGCAAAGACAACCGCAGCGCGCAGGAGGCCCUGAACCCCGAGGACGAGGUGGAUGAGUUCCUGGGCCGAGCCAUUGACGCCCGCAGCAUCGACCAGCUGCGCAAGGAUCACGUCAAAAAAUUCCUGCUGACCUUCCAGACGCCGGAGCUGGAGAAGAAGUACUCCAAGAAGGUGGAUGAUCGCUUUGGGGGCUACGUGGCCUGCACGCUGCUCGUCUUCUGCUUCAUCUGCUUUAUCCAGUUUGUGAUGUUCCCACGCUCCCCACUGAUGCUCGGUGUCUACAUCAGCAUCUUCGUCAUCCUGGCCAACAUCCUCUUCGUCUGCGCCGUCUAUUCCUGCAUCAGUCUCUUCCCCGCAGCCCUGCAGCGGGUCUCCCGGAAGAUCGUCCGCUCCCGCACCCACAGCACCUUCAUUGCCGUCUUCACCAUCCUCCCUCGUCUUCAUCUCGGCCUUUGUCAACAUGUUCGCCUGCAGCCAUGUGCCCCUGCGGGACUGCGCCGGCCCGCACCCUCAAUGUCACGCCUGAGGCCGUGGGCCCUGCCAGCUCCGCACCCUCAAACUACUCGCUGGGCUCGGACGCGCCCCCUUGUGACGGCGACGCCCCGGCCUGCAACUUCCCCGAGUACUUUAACUACAGCAUUGUGCUGAGCCUGCUGGCCUGCUCCGUCUUCCUGCACAUCAGCAGCAUCGGGAAACUGGGGCUCACACUGGCCAUCGAGGGGCUGUACCUGGUGCUGGCCGAGGGC